CUUACUGAGAAGUAUACAUUUUAUAUAAAUAAAUAAAACAUGGAUAUUCUAUAAUAAUCUUACCGAAAUGGACAUAAAUAACCAGGUAUAUAAUUACAUUACAUUAUGUACGAAUCCGUAUAAUCCGCACUUUUUUUAUGAAUUCGGCAAAAAAUAAUUUGAGUUAUUGAUGUCAAACGAUUAUACAGAUGAAACGUAUCACACUGAAUGUUUCGAUUAUACUGGCACUGAUCUGAAUACAAAACACGUGAUAAAACUAUUAUUAUAAAUUAUAAUAUUAUAAUUAUAUAAUACACUAGGUGAUCCCGUGCACUUUGUUGCCCGUGAAAAAUGGCAACUCUUGGAAAAAUUGUGAUUGUUCAACUCAUUUUGGGUGUAACUCGCUGCAAACGUUUGUACCUGAUCUGCCCGAAUAACCAAUGGCAACCAAUAAUAUGUGUAAUAAUCGGUCAACAAUGUCCACGCCAGCAAGGAGAAGAUUGAUGAGAGAUUUCAAAAGAUUGCAGGAAAAUCCGCCGACCGGUGUAAGCGGAGCACCUACUGACAAUAAUAUUAUGAUUUGGAAUGCUGUUAUAUUCGGGCCACAUGAUACACCAUUUGAAGAUGGUACGUUUAAAUUAACUAUUGAGUUUACUGAAGAAUAUCCAAAUAAAGCACCGACAGUAAGAUUUGUAUCAAAAAUGUUUCAUCCAAAUGUGUAUGCAGAUGGCGGAAUAUGCUGAUUGCUUAGAUAUUUUACAAAAUAGAUGGAGCCCUACAUAUUAUGAUGUAUCUGCCAUACUGACUUCAAUUCAAGUACUUACUAAAAAAAAAAAAAAAAAUCGUAAUUUAAUAUAGUUGUACCUACUUUGUUGGACACCUUUUUUGGUAUCAUAUUGUAUAAUAGAUUAAUGAUUAUAGACCGUAUUUAAUCUUAUGUCUUAAACUAAUACCAUGUUUUAUAAUAUUGUUUGCUGUUGUGACUGUCAUGGCGAAGAUAAGAAAUACCAUAGUUAAUUUAGUCGAUAAUUAUUUUUAGCCAUUUGCUAAUUUUUUUCCCUAUUCCUAAAUAGUUUUGAUAAAAAUCAUUAAUUCUAUAAAAAGGUGCCUAAUAAAGUGGAUAUUUAAAAACUAACAGAUUUUUCAUAUUUUGUAAUUUUUUUUCAUAUUUAGUCAUUACUCAGUGAUACAAUGUCCGGUUAAUGUUAACGGGCAUUUACCCAGCGGAAUUCUGCUGGUAAUAAAAUCUUAUUAGCCGGUUAGACGUUAGUGUUACCCGACCUUAACUGGACAUUGUAAGAACGUCCCUAAAAGAAUAAUAUCAUACCCUUAUUUAAUAUUUUUUAACCUAUCCGUCUGUGUACUGUUGUUGAAAAUCAGAGUUACAGGCUCUAGGUUCUUUAAUUAUGCCAUAGAUUUUAGAUUAAAUAAUAUAUUAAUUUGUGAAUAAUGUUUUAUCUUUAGUUUAUUUAUUUAAUUUUUUUUUUUGAGAUUUUAUUAUAUUCUUUAUUAAAAAUAAUAAUAAUUGACUGAUAAAAAUUUCAAAAUAAAAUUUUUAAUAGUAAAACUUCAUCCAACCCAUGUCUUAAUAAAUAUAUAUGAUCACAACUUUGUGAUACCACCCUUGCCA
Metopolophium dirhodum (rose-grain aphid) is the source of this 1609-nucleotide messenger RNA. Its product is annotated as ubiquitin-conjugating enzyme E2-17 kDa-like. Gene Ontology annotation, molecular function: ubiquitin conjugating enzyme activity. The record is from RefSeq and is a predicted model, not a curated record. The transcript has 3 exons. Gene Ontology annotation, biological process: DNA repair; proteasome-mediated ubiquitin-dependent protein catabolic process; protein polyubiquitination. NCBI's taxonomy places the organism in Eukaryota, Metazoa, Arthropoda, Insecta, Hemiptera, Aphididae. Gene Ontology annotation, cellular component: HULC complex. Bases 420 to 722 code for a protein of 100 amino acids.